AUGGUUGCUCUUCUGGAUUCGACAAAUGCGCUCCCGCUUGGAUGGCGUCCAGAUUGUCCGACCGCAUUGACUCGUCUCUCACCUUCCGGAUGGGCCCUAUGGAUCUUAUACCAACUACUCUAUCUAGCGUCCGCCUCUCUGGAGUUCCAGAAGGUAGACCGUGGUGCACACAGGAUAGUUGAGUAUACCUACCCAAGCUUGGCUCCUUUUCUAGCGUUCCCCAUUUUCGGUCUCAGAAGAGACAAUCUGCAAGUCUGGCGGUCAUGGAUUUCCUUGCUGCGCUGUCUAUGUGCAGUGAAUUCAGCGGUCCAGGCGAAGCUUAGUCCUUCAUCGUCCGCUGCGAUCAGUAUUGUUCUGCGUACGAUUUCACCCCCAGACCAGGCCGUGAUUAUUGUCGACCAUCAUAAGCCAUUGUCAGACCUGCCUUUUGCAGAAGAGGAAUACCUAGCUGAAGAUGCUGAAUCCGGUAUUCAUCAUGACACCGAUACUUCACCCUCAAUGGGCCACCCUCGACCCUAG
Gloeophyllum trabeum ATCC 11539 is the source of this 519-nucleotide messenger RNA. RefSeq lists its product as uncharacterized. The record is from RefSeq and is a predicted model, not a curated record. NCBI's taxonomy places the organism in Eukaryota, Fungi, Basidiomycota, Agaricomycetes, Gloeophyllales, Gloeophyllaceae. The transcript is spliced from 4 exons. The coding region runs from base 1 to 519 and encodes 172 amino acids.